This is a messenger RNA of Phoenix dactylifera (date palm), 1867 nucleotides long. RefSeq names its product UDP-glucose 6-dehydrogenase 5-like. Gene Ontology annotation, biological process: glycosaminoglycan biosynthetic process. Lineage: Eukaryota; Viridiplantae; Streptophyta; Magnoliopsida; Arecales; Arecaceae. Gene Ontology annotation, cellular component: nucleus. Gene Ontology annotation, molecular function: NAD binding; UDP-glucose 6-dehydrogenase activity. The record is from RefSeq and is a predicted model, not a curated record.
CCUCGCCCUCCUCCCCUCGACAAGCAAAUCUCUCCAUAACUCUCCUCCCUCCCUCUCCCUCUCUCUCGCUCUCUCAAUCCGUCUUCUAGUUAUCUUGGGAGCAAUUUAGAAGGCUAUUCAUAAACGCCAAAGAUGGUGAAGAUCUGCUGCCUUGGAGCCGGCUAUGUCGGCGGCCCAACCAUGGCUGUAAUUGCCCUCAAAUGCCCAUCCAUUGAAGUGGUAGUUGUCGACAUCUCCGUCACCCGCAUCUCAGCAUGGAACGGCGACCAGCUCCCAAUCUAUGAGCCGGGCCUCGAUGAUGUCGUCAAGCAGUGCAGGGGGAGGAACCUCUUCUUCAGCACCGACAUCGAAAAGCAUGUCUCUGAGGCCGACAUCAUCUUCGUCUCCGUGAACACGCCGACCAAAACCCGCGGCCUCGGAGCAGGCAAGGCCGCCGAUCUCACCUACUGGGAGAGUGCAGCCCGCAUGAUCGCUGAUGUUGCGAGGUCCGACAAGAUCGUGGUCGAGAAAUCCACAGUCCCCGUCAAGACCGCCGAGGCCAUCGAGAAGAUCUUAACCCACAACAGCAAAGGCAUCGACUUUCAAAUCCUCUCGAACCCAGAAUUCCUCGCGGAGGGCACGGCAAUCCAGGACCUAUUCAACCCCGACCGAGUGCUCAUCGGCGGCCGGGAGACGCCGGGAGGCCGGAAGGCAGUUCAAGCAUUGAAGGAUGUCUACGCCAACUGGGUGCCCGAGGAUCGAAUUCUAACCACCAAUCUAUGGUCUGCGGAGCUAUCCAAGCUUGCAGCCAAUGCCUUCUUGGCUCAGAGGAUCUCGUCUGUGAAUGCCAUCUCAGCGCUCUGCGAGGCCACCGGAGCCAACGCGUCCGAGGUGGCCUACGCCGUGGGGAAGGAUACAAGAAUCGGGCCUAGAUUCUUGAAUUCCAGUGUCGGAUUCGGAGGUUCCUGCUUCCAGAAGGAUAUCCUCAAUCUAGUCUACAUCUGUGAGUGCAACGGCCUCCCUGAGGUGGCCAACUACUGGAAGCAGGUCAUCAAGAUCAACGACUACCAGAAGAGCCGGUUUGUGAACCGAGUGGUGUCCUCCAUGUUCAACACCGUCGCCGGGAAGAAGAUUGCCGUGCUCGGGUUUGCAUUCAAGAAGGACACCGGGGACACGAGGGAGACUCCCGCCAUUGAUGUCUGCAAGGGCCUCCUGGGCGACAAGGCCAGGAUCAGCAUCUACGACCCCCAGGUGACGGAGGACCAGAUCCAGCGCGACCUCGCCAUGAACAAGUUCGAUUGGGACCACCCGGUCCACCUCCAACCGAUGAGCCCGACGGCGGUGAAGCAGGUGACUGUCACCUGGGAUGCAUACGAGGCCACCAAGGGGGCGCAUGGCGUCUGCAUCCUGACCGAGUGGGACGAGUUCAAGUCGCUCGACUAUAAGAAGAUCUAUGAGAGCAUGCAGAAGCCAGCAUUUGUAUUUGAUGGGCGCAAUGUCGUGGAUCCACAAAAGCUUAGGGAGAUUGGCUUCAUUGUUUACUCGAUUGGGAAGCCGCUCGAUCCAUGGCUCAAGGACAUGCCUGCUGUGGCUUGAAUCGCAGCCAUCUUCUCAGGAGAGAGAGGGGGGGGAGGAGAUCGGUUGGAAUUUUGAGGGAUCGUCAUUUUAGGCUGCCAAGAUUGGAUGGAGGAUUCUUUAUAAUUGCUGUUCCUUUUGUUUCAGAUUUGCUAUUUCCUUCAUGGUCUAUUAUUAUUUCCAAAUUAUAGUUAGGCAUCGCAGGGUCAAGAUCUAUGUUUGCCCUGCUGCUUUUGAUCUUAUUAUACAUUAUAUGGAGUAUUUUUCUGCUGCAUUUAAGAAAUAGAGAUGAAAUCUAUUACUCUUUCUCUGA